This is a messenger RNA of Lytechinus variegatus (green sea urchin), 3069 nucleotides long. Its product is annotated as histone-lysine N-methyltransferase SUV39H2-like. The transcript is spliced from 7 exons. Bases 67 to 1266 code for a protein of 399 amino acids. Gene Ontology annotation, molecular function: histone H3K9 methyltransferase activity; protein binding; zinc ion binding. The record is from RefSeq and is a predicted model, not a curated record. Lineage: Eukaryota; Metazoa; Echinodermata; Echinoidea; Temnopleuroida; Toxopneustidae. Gene Ontology annotation, cellular component: nucleus.
ACAUGAAUAUAAUUAAUCAUCUUAGAGCACUCAUUGGCCAAUCAGGAAUUAGGAGGCAAAUCCAAAAUGGCCGAGGGUUGCGAACAAGUCGUUUGUGGCGCUGAUAAAUCUGGUUCAUCAGGAGAUGAAUUUGAAGUGGAGGAGAUUGUUGAUUAUCAAAAAGAUUCCAAUAAUACCGAAUGGUACCUGGUGAAGUGGGUUGGAUAUCCUUCUACAGACAACACAUGGGAGCCCAAGAAAAACCUAGGAAACAGCAAAAAACUUCUGAAGAAGUUCCAUAAAAAUUAUCAUAAAGCAUGUCUUACUCGCACAGAAAUACUCAAGCAGAAGAGACAACUAGCGAGGAGUUUGAAACAGCUUGCUCAGAAGAAGAGGUCUGAAAAGUGGAAGGAGUCUGAGUCCAAGUUACUAACCGAUGUCCUCAAAUCUCUUGUCAAGAAAGAACUUAAAUCAUGGGAGCAAGAGCUCAACUCAAAAUGUCAGAAUGAAGCACCCAUCACUGUUGUUAACAACGUAGACCUGGAGGGACCUCCUCAGGACUUUGUCUACAUCAAUGAUUACAUAGCAGGCACAGGUGUUGACAUACCCACUGAUCCUCCAGUUGGCUGUGAGUGCGAAAAUUGCUCUCCUGAAGCUGAGAGUAGGUGCUGUCCACAGAAUGGUGGAGUCAAAUUUGCCUACAGCAAAAAUAAACUUGUAAAGGCAAAACCAGGAACUCCAAUCUAUGAGUGCAAUACAAGGUGUAAGUGUGGAGAGCAGUGUCCCAACAGGGUUGUUCAAUUGGGCAGGAAACACAAGCUAGUAAUCUUCAGAACAGACAAUGGCAGAGGCUGGGGUGUGAAGACUCUCGUAGACAUCAAGAAGAAUUCAUUUGUCAUGGAAUAUGUUGGAGAGGUAAUUACAAGUGAAGAAGCAGAGCGAAGAGGGAAAAUCUAUGAUGCAAAUGGUAGAACAUAUCUAUUUGAUCUGGACUACAAUGAUGAUGAUUGCCCAUUCACGGUUGAUGCUGGUCACUAUGGCAACAUAUCUCAUUUUGUCAACCAUUCUUGUGAGCCAAAUCUUGUUGUCUAUGGUGUGUGGGUUAAUUGCCUUGAUCCAAGACUACCUCGCAUUGCUCUUUUUGCCUGUAGUGAUAUCAAAGCCGGCGAGGAAAUCACCUUUGAUUAUCAGAUGACAGGUUCAGUAAACGAAGAAGGAGCCAACGAAUUAGCUCAAGUUGAAUGCAGAUGUGGGUCCACAAACUGCAGGGGCUUUCUAUUUGAAUGAUGCAAGCUUCUAGCAUAGUUAUACUGUACAUUUUGAGUGAUAUAAUAUACAUAUAAGGUGCUUUAAAGAGAUUCUUUACAUGGUUUUCAAAUGCAUAAUUCUGUUCUGCUGUGCUGUAAAUUUCUUGUUAAUUUAUGUCAUCAAUUUUCAAAUAUUAUGUCUUGCAAAUUGAAAUUGAUGAACUACAUUCAUUCCAUGAUUCAUUUUGGUUCAGUAUGUACUAUUGCAUUUCAUUCACUUCAUGUUUGAAUUUUAUUUUAUUUAUUUCGUGUUAUUAUUUUUUUUUUGGGGGGGUGGUUGGUUGAAAUCUGUGGAAAUUUCAAACCUAAUCAGAUUGUGAUUUGUUUAUACAAUUAGUAAAUGUUUUUUUAUUGUCUCGCCUGCAGAGGUGCUGCUUUUCCAACGGUGGUGGCAGUGUCACCAUUGUCAUCAUUGAAAUCUAAUCCAAUAUUAAGUUUUUGAAAUGUCAUAACUUUGGUAUGGGUGUAAAUUUCACUGAUCAUUUUCAAGAAUUUCAGGUAACAUGAUCAAGGUCAAAGGUAAUUUAGGGUUAAUGAGCAUAUUUUGUUAUCAUACGAAUGGUGUUUUGUGAAUAUUUUUUUUCGAUUCAGCAUUGCUGCUAUAUUGAAUCAUGUAAUGCAGGCAAGACUGCCAAGUUACAAGAAGAAUUUACAGUCAUUUCUUCACAUCAGAAACACAGAUUCAUCAAAUUUCAAAAUCAAAUUCCAAUUAGUUUUUGUCAUAUGGAUAAAGCAUCAUAUACAUAUCUGAAUGAAAAAAAAUUAUGAAUAAAGUUUUAUAUAUAUGAUCCAUCUGAAACCACCGAUACCCCUAAUGCACCCGAACUGAGGAAACGGUAAAAAAAGUCAUAUCAGUCGAUUCUAUCUCAAAUUGGAUUGUAAUGUGCCUCUAUGUUACAUGUAUGUUUUGAGCCAUUUAAAAAUGAAUCCUCAACUUCAACAAGCAUUCUCACAGUCACCGAUGGCUUUAGUUAUGCCUUAGGAAAUCAAGAAUUAUUGAAGAUAUUGAACGGAUUUAAGAGACAAUAAAAAUGACCCUAACUUGGGUACAAACUCUGAGCUCAAUCAGAUAUCCCCUCAUAUCAUUUGCUAUGGAAUCGAAUCAUUCAAAUGAAAUAAUUUUGUUGUAAGGUUAACUGAAGGGCUCAGGAGAUACAAAAUAUUAAUAGGAUAUUUAGUUCUUAAUUUUUGUGUUUGAGGUGAAAUAAUAAAAAAGGGUAAAUAAGGGAAACAGUUACCAUUGUUUUUCAUUUAUUUCUCUGCAAUUGCAAAUCAUAUCAAACAGAAAUAAAGAAAGAGCCAGAACUAAUACGCAGGUAAUUUGCAUUUUAGGGACAGAUGAACAGUGAUUUGGGUUCAUUCAAUAUGCUGUCUACAAACCAACAAACUUAGAAAAUCACUACUAAGUAUAUUGAAUUGCUAGCAUAUAUAUCAUUUUAUCUUUACACAAUAUGACUUUUUUUUUCUAGGAAAUGAAUAGGGUCAUGUAUUUUUAACUUGCACACAGAAAGGUGGUUUUAAUUUAAUUCUAUUAUGUAAUUGGUGCCAUUUGAGAGCUGAAUAUGUAGUCUAUCUUACCUGUAAAUAGUGCAUUUACAUUUGAAUGCAUUAACAACUGAAUUUGUGACAUUGCAAUUGAUAGAAUGAAAACUUACAAAUCUAACUUGACAUUAACUUCUACAUUGAAAAUUCCUUGAUAAAAUUAAUAAACCCUUAUGAGUUAUAUGUGUAUCAUCUGAAAGGGAGUCUAAUAAGCAAUACAAGAAUAUUAAAAAUUCUAUGG